This is a messenger RNA of Necator americanus (New World hookworm), 1761 nucleotides long. RefSeq lists its product as uncharacterized. NCBI's taxonomy places the organism in Eukaryota, Metazoa, Nematoda, Chromadorea, Rhabditida, Ancylostomatidae. Gene Ontology annotation, cellular component: cytoplasm; Cul4-RING E3 ubiquitin ligase complex. The record is from RefSeq and is a predicted model, not a curated record. Gene Ontology annotation, molecular function: protein binding. The transcript is spliced from 14 exons. Bases 1 to 1761 code for a protein of 586 amino acids.
AUGUCAUCUACGGGACUUGAUGGUUGUGCACCGGACACGAACAACGUUGAGGAGCGCACCUCAUCAUGUCAAAGAUGGAACACUGUCACUUUUGUUGAAAACGUCCGAAUCGGAACUAUUAGAGGACAUUUAGGGGAUCCACAUGACGAUAUUUUCCGUAUUGGUAGGAAAGAGGGUACUGUUGUGCAUCAAAAGGAUAUAUUGGGACACACAGGUUGCGUGAAUGCGGUAGAGUUCAACAAGAACGAAGUGUUGCUUGCUAGCGGUGGCGAUGAUAUGCGUGUUUUUGUUUGGCGAGUUGCGGACCUGGUGUUAGAAGAGGCUCCUAAACCCGCGAUUGUGAUGGAGCGAACUCAUCACUCAAACAUAUUUUGCUAUCAAUUUUCUCUUGACGGUAAUGAGUUGUUCUCCGGUGGAAAUGAUGGGGUAGUUGUACGUCAUGAUAUCGUUUCUCAUAAACCCUUGAGCAUACAUGAAGAACGUCAUCCGGUUUACAGUAUUUCUGCGAACCCUAUCGACAUCAACAUCGUAGCAGCUUCUCGCGAAAGCGGAAUAGUAUCUUUCUAUGAUCGUAGAGAAAGUAAAGAGGGAUCAUUCUGUCUCGUUGAUGAAGGUCAACUAUUUCGUGGUCAGUACAAUCCAGCCAAUGCGCUCUUCUUUGCAACUGCUUCAAACUGUGGUAUUCGCCUUUAUGAUCUUCGGAAUCGCAGGAAACCACUACUGGAUCUGAGAAAUUUGGUGAAGGAGGCUAUUUACGUGGAAUGGAAUUCGACAGGGACAGCACUUGCUGCACUACAGUCUCAUUCUGAUCCAACUUAUAUAGAUCUUGCUACUCACUCCUGCGUGGAGCUCAGGGAUCCGAAUUACAGUAAUGUUCACACCAUCAAGUCGGUAACAUUUAUGGAUGACAAUACAGUGAUGACUGGUAGUGAUGAUUUUAACAUUUAUGCAUGGCAACUUCCCGAGUAUGAAGGAUCAGAAGGACAGAACGCAAGCAUUACCAAGGCGUCCUUUGUUUUGAAAGGUCAUCGAUCAAUUGUGAACCAUGUCAGAUAUAGUCCCUCUAAUAGAAUAAUUACCUCGUGUGGAGUGGAGAAGAUUGUGAAGGUGUGGAGCUCGGUACCCAUUCCGUAUUCUUACGAUAAACCUCGUAUUCGUGUCAAGAAAACAUUCCUUUCCGAAAUAAGUUUUGAUGAAGGAUUGGUAGCCGAUGACACAGCAGAAGAUCUGAACAUGCUCAACUACUUCGAUCAACUUGACAGCAUUGCAAGGAUGCAUGUGGACGACUCUCCUGAUGAGGAAACUGAUAGCUAUGUCGUUAACGUUGAUUUGGAAGGACUCCGUGCUCAUCUUAUGGGUUUGGAGACAUCUGAUGAGGGUAGCGGCAAUGAAGGGCAUGAUGACGAUAUUUCACGUGGUGGAGCGGAUGUGAGAGAAGGUGACGCUGAAGACGAAGGCACUUCGCGUGGAGCACUGCGAGCAUUUCGUCGACGUCGUUGGAGAAUGAUCAGAAAUUCUGAAAGACAAGCAACGGAUAAUGGUGAUGAGGUUUUACCGUCGGUUUCUCGGGAUAUGGGAAAUGAUGUGGAAGAAGCCGGCGCAUCUAGUGACGAUGAAAAUGAAGAACCAAGAAAGCGUGUGAAGAGGAAUACUGACUCUACUGAUUCAUCAGACAAUGAGUUUGGCGUCUGUGAAGGUGUUAUUCCUAUCGAUAUGUGGCCAAUAGAGAGGAGCAGAUCUCCAACAACAACAACUAAGUAG